AUGACGGGCACACUACCACAUCCUUUUGACGGCAUCACCCCUGGGGAGAUCCAAUUGGCCACCAAGAUCCUGGCAGCGGCCUUUCCGGGGGUCAAUUUGCGGUACAAGAAGAUCGAUAUCCAGGAGCCAACGAAGAAGGAAGUUGUCCCUUUCAUCGAAGCCGAGAGAUUGGGCAAGCCACUUCCUCCUAGACCGGCUCGGUUGCUGCAAGUCCUUUUUCAUCGCUCGGAUAAUGGUGCCUUCUUCAAGGCACUGUUGAACGCUGGAACGCGGUCAAUACUCUAUGCCAAAGAGCUGCCGAAGGAGAUCCAGGGCCCCGUCGAUGCCGACGAGCUCGUCGAAAUCGAGGCCAUGUGUCUCCAGCACCCGGCCGUCAAGACCGAAGUGGCUAAACUCCAGCUUCCUGCCGGAGUGACAGUCUGCAAUGACCCCUGGAUCUAUGGCACCGAUAAUCCGAAGGAACACCGUCGCUUGUUCCAAUGCUACAUGUACAUCGUGGCCACGGACCAUCCCGAGAACAACCACUACUCGCUGCCCUGCAAAUUCUCUCCCGUCUUCGACGGCAUCACUCGGGAGCUCGUGCGCAUGGACUACCUCCCUGGUGGUCCUGACUCUCAGACUACCGAAACUCAACCGUGGAAGCCGGUCGAGACCAUCCAAUACGCACAUGAUCUGCUACAGGAGCCGCUGCGCACCGACCUGAAGCCCUACAUCGUGCAACAGCCGCAAGGCGCCUCGUUCACUGUAAACGAUAAUCUGGUCUCGUGGCAGAAGUGGAAGUUCCGGGUCGGCUUCAACAGCCGAGAGGAUCCCCGCGCACCCUACCACCGCAAACAGGCAUUCGACGUCGGCGACGUCGGCUUCGGCAUCACAGCCAACCAGCUAUCCCUCGGCUGCGACUGUCUCGGCCACAUCAAGUACUUCGACGGCUACCGUGCCGACGCCAAAGGCAACCCGGUUCUCCUCAAAAACGUCAUCUGUCUCCACGAGCAAGACAACGGCCUGCAACACAAACACACAAACUACCGCACCGGCACCGCAACAGUCGUCCGCAACCGACAGCUCGUGGUGCAAAUGGUCUGCACCGUUGCCAACUACGAAUACAUCUUCGCGUUCAUCUUCGACCAAGCGGCCAACAUCGAGCUCGAGGUUCGCGCCACCGGCAUCCUCUCCACCGUGCCUUUCGACAACCAGACCUUCGGCACCACCGUCCCAUGGGGCACGAACGUCGGACCCGGCGUGAUGGCGCCGUACCAUCAGCAUAUGUUCUCGUUCCGGAUGGAUCCCGCUCUCGACGGGUUCCACAACACGGUCUACUACGAAGAUAGCGUGCCGAUGCCCGAGGACGAGAAUAACCCGUACAACGUGGGCUACACCACGGAGCAAACGGUCCUGAAGACCAGCGGAACCGCCAACACGAGCGUGGAUCGUCACCGUGUGUUCAAGAUCCGAAACGACUCCCACAUCAACCCCAUCACCUACAAACCCAUCGCGUAUAAGUUGCAGACGUCGCCCGCGCAGAUGCUCCUGGCCAGUCCGCGAUCGUACGGCGUGAAGCGAGCCGGGUUCGCGACGAAGCCAAUCUGGGUGACGAAGUAUCAAGACGGCGAGCUCUACGCGGCGGGCGAAUUCACGAACCAAAGUAAGGAAAGCCAGGGCGUCGAGAAGUGGGUGGCGCGGAAGGAUUCGGUGGAGAAUGACGACGUGGUGCUUUGGCAUACAUUCGGCUUAACCCACAACCCCCGGAUCGAAGACUUCCCCGUCAUGCCGAUGGAGCGGGUCAGCGUGAUGCUGAGACCCGACGGCUUCUUCACGAAGAAUCCCGCGCUCGACGUUCCCCCGUCAAACCAGGCCUUCAACCAGUCGACACUGCACCCGGAGCCAGCUCCAGCAUGUUGCGCGCCUGGAUCCGACCGGACGGUGAAGCUGUAA
This is a messenger RNA of Aspergillus affinis, 1932 nucleotides long. RefSeq names its product copper amine oxidase. The record is from RefSeq and is a predicted model, not a curated record. Gene Ontology annotation, molecular function: copper ion binding; quinone binding; primary methylamine oxidase activity. The transcript has 4 exons. Gene Ontology annotation, biological process: amine metabolic process. The coding region runs from base 1 to 1932 and encodes 643 amino acids. NCBI's taxonomy places the organism in Eukaryota, Fungi, Ascomycota, Eurotiomycetes, Eurotiales, Aspergillaceae.